AUGAAAGCUGAAUUUAUACUUUUUUUUGUAUUAUUAAUUAUUACAAUCUACAUAGUUUCUACAGAAGCUGAUAAAUCUUUAGAAACAAUUGUUAUUAGUCCUAAUAAGACAUUAUUUAUCAAAUCAACAGAUGGAGAUGAUAAUAAAUAUUUAAUAUAUAAUUUUUUACUUUUAGAAAAUGUUCUAAAUAAUCCUGAUACGAAUAAAAUAGAAAUUUCACCUAAAUUGGAUUUUUCAAAUUCUACAAAUAAUACUUCGACUGAUAAAACAGAUUCAUCGAAAAAACAAGAAGAAGAAAUUGUACCAGCAAUUGUUAAUGUUACAAAUAUUCCAAAUAAUCAACCAUUAAUUUCAACAGCUGAUGGAACAACAAAUAAUUUAACAAAUGAUUCUAACUUUACCCAAGAACCUAUUAGUUCAAACGAAAAGCUUUCAGAUAAUGAAAAUAAUAAUAAUUUAAGUGAAGAAGUAGAUUCUAAAUCUACAAUGAUUAAUUUAUCAAAAAGUAUAACUAAUGAAAUGGAGAAUAAGGAUAAUGAUGAUGCAAAAAAAGCAGAAGAAAAAAUUCCUGAUUCUACAAAUGAAGCAUCUAUAAGUGACAAAAAAGAUGAAGAUUCGAGUAAUGAUACUAAUAAUUCAAAUGAAGAAGUAGAUUCUAAAUCUACAAUAAUUGAUUCACCAACAAGUGUAACUAAUGAAAUAAAGAAUAAGGAUGAUGAUGAUGCAAAAAAAGCAGAAGAAACAAUUCCUGAUUCUACAAAUGAUACAUCUAAAAGUGAAAAAAAAGACGAAGAAUCGAAUAAUGAUACUAAUAAUUCAAAUAAAGAAGUAGAUUCUAAUUCUACAAUAAUUGAUUCACUAAAAAGUGUAACUAAUGAAAUGGAGAAAAAGGAUGAUGAUGAUGCAAAAAAAGCAGAAGAAACAAUUCCUGAUUCUACAAAUGAUACAUCUAAAAGUGAAAAAAAAGACGAAGAAUCGAAUAAUGAUACUAAUAAUUCAAAUAAAGAAGUAGAUUCUAAUUCUACAGUAAUUGAUUCACCAAAAAGUGUAACUAAUGAAAUAGAGAAUAAGGAUAAUGAUGAUGCAAAAAAAGCAGAAGAAACAAUUCCUGAUUCUACAAAUGAUACAUCUAAAAGUGAAAAAAAAGACGAAGAUUCGAGUAGUGAAACUAAUAAUUCAAAUAAAGAAGAAGAUUCUAAAUCUACAAUAAUUGAUUCACCAAAAAGCGUAACUAAUGAAAUGGAGAGUAAGGAUAAUGAUGAUGCAAAAAAGGCAGAAAAAACAAUUCCUGAUUCCACAAAUGAUACAUCUAAAAGUGAAAAAACAGACGAAGAUUCGAAUAAUGAUACUAAGGAUUCAAAUGAAGAAGUAGAUUUUAAUUCUGCAACAUUAGAAACAAUUAUCACGACAACAAAAGAUUCAAGUGAUUUAUUGAAGGAUGUAACAUCAACAAAUUCGCCGUAUGCAUCUACUGAUAUUAUGAAUAACAUAUUCAAUAAUACUUUAGAAUUAACUACAACCACAGUUCAAUCACCAUUAAGUGAUAAUGACAAUAGAAAUGAUGAAAAUAAAUUAAGAACAAUUAUAACUCCUAUUGAAUUACAUAAAAAAAUAUCAAAUGAAAGUGAAGUAGACUUGACAGAAUUAGAUAAAGAAAUUGAAAAUGAUGUUUUAAAAAAAAAUUUAACAACAGAAGAACCUGAUAUUCCUACACCUCAUCCAUCAUAUUUAUGUCAUGAUUUAAUUGUUGGAUGUGAAUUUUAUAAAGUAUUCUGUACAGAUAAGAAUAUUGGCACUCAUAUUAGUAAUUUAUGUCCAUAUACUUGUAAUAAAUGUGUGAAACCACGUACUUCAGUUUGCCAUGAUACUUUUAAUAAUUGUAUUCUAGCUAAACAUCUUGGUUAUUGUAAUUCAACUUUAAUUCUAGAAAGUCAUCGUAAACAAUAUUGUUCUAAGACUUGUGACUUAUGUGAUUAA
Strongyloides ratti is the source of this 1977-nucleotide messenger RNA. RefSeq names its product ShKT domain-containing protein. The transcript has a single exon. The coding region runs from base 1 to 1977 and encodes 658 amino acids. The record is from RefSeq and is a predicted model, not a curated record. Lineage: Eukaryota; Metazoa; Nematoda; Chromadorea; Rhabditida; Strongyloididae.